Messenger RNA from Myxocyprinus asiaticus (Chinese sucker), 2648 nucleotides. RefSeq names its product heme transporter hrg1-B-like. The record is from RefSeq and is a predicted model, not a curated record. Gene Ontology annotation, molecular function: heme transmembrane transporter activity; heme binding. The transcript is spliced from 3 exons. Gene Ontology annotation, biological process: heme transport. Lineage: Eukaryota; Metazoa; Chordata; Actinopteri; Cypriniformes; Catostomidae. Gene Ontology annotation, cellular component: lysosomal membrane; plasma membrane. The coding region runs from base 110 to 544 and encodes 144 amino acids.
UUACGAAUAAGCAGCGCUGCAUUACAUAAUCGCUCUUCGAUGGUGUAAUCCUUCAGUGCAGCAUCUUUAUACAGCUUUUCUAAAAACCUUGGUACUUUAUAGAUUUGAAAUGGGUCCGAACAGAAUCUACAUCAGUGUGGGUUAUGCCACAGUCGGAUUGUUGAUGGGUUUUUCGGCGUUUAUCGUGUGGAAUGUGGUGUAUAAACAGCCGUGGACGGCGGCAAUGGGCGGAUUAUCAGGGGUUCUGGCACUCUGGGCCUUGGUCACCCACAUUAUGUACAUACAGGACUACUGGCGCACAUGGCUGAAGGGACUAAAGUUCUUCAUUUUUGUUAGUUCUGUCUUCUCCCUCCUGGCUUUUGCUGCUUUCGCCACCUUCAUAACUCUAGCUGUUAUAGAAAAGCAGGCAUUAUCUGACCCCAAAAGCUUCUAUCUGUCAGCUGUGUGGAGCUUCAUUACCCUAAAGUGGGCCUUACUGCUGGGCCUGUACUCCUACCGGUAUCGCCAAGAGUUUGCUGACAUCAGCAUCCUCAGUGACUUUUGAUUGGCUCCUUCAUCUGGAGAUGAAUGGAUUUGUCGUUGGCAGUCGGUGGCUUCACCUGCCAGUCCGGAAAUGGAAGGAUGGAUGGUUAUCCUUUUAAAUACAGACUAACGGUCUUCGUGCUUUCACAGAAAAGACAGUCAAAUCUCAGCCCCACCUUCCCUCAGAUCCAAGCCUUGGAAUAAGAUGUUGGUGAAUGUCUGUGAUCUGCCUCAUUCCUGUCUUUUUUAGUUUUUGAAGGUGAAGUGUUUAUGUUUUUCUAUGUUAUAGAGUCACCCAAAAAAUGAAAAUUCUAUCAUCAUUUACUCAUCCUUGUAGUGUUCACGUAACCUAUUUAGAAACAUAAUUUUUUGCAAUUCCAUUUGGUGUCGUUACAUACUUCACCUUAAGUUAUAAUAGGUAAUAUUACAACAUUGUUUAAAAGUGUUUCAGGUUUUUUGAAGGCGUUGUAGGAUAUACUAAGAUGUGGACACAGGUUGUUGUUACUUUACUCAGGGCAUCUUCUCUCCAAAUGUUAGAUGUGAAGUGCGAUCUCUCCUUGCGGUAGGUAGAGUGGGUAGAUAUAUAUAUAUAUAUAUAUAUAUAUAUAUAUAUAUAUAUAUAUAUAUAGGAUUUGCACAGCUUUUUCUAGGGUCUUAAGCCAGGGAUGGGGGAAUGGAGGACAGUGUCAAUAUUAGCAUCUGCCUACAAAGCUGACUUUGAUUCAUUGUUAGUGAUGUUGAUUUUGUUAUUGUUUUCAGACGUAGAGCACGACCACACUAAUAUGUUUUCCGUUGAAAACGCAAUGAUUUUACUAUGAUUAUGCCUCACAUCCACACUUGAAUGGCACUUUCCUCCUCUGGUACUACAUACUGUGUGAAACGAUGACGUUAGGAAACAGAAGACAGUUUUUAACCGAAAACUUAUUAGUGUAGACCUGACCAUAGACAGUGUUCUCUGUUAUAUAUUUUGUUUAAUAUUGUGUUUAUACUGAUUUUUAUGUAUGAUAAGAAGCUGUAGAUUAUCAGUGGCUAUGUUCGGAAUAGCAUUCUACUAUAAUACCUAUACUUACUAUUUGCUGCAGUAUGUAAUAUGUAUACUAUGUGCAGUAUGCACAUAUACGCAGAUGACUUGCUAAAUUUGCUGAAAUGUGCAGUAUACAACAGUGCACACAGCGAAGAAUACAAUGAGCUCAACUUGACUGUUCCUUUUCCAAUAUGUUGAAUGAGCAGUAAUUUCAGUAAUUUCAACCAUGAUUUUUAACAUCUUCUUGACCCCUAUUUGAUAAGAAUACCAAAUGUUAAGAAUUACAAAUAAUACAGAGAUGAUAGCUGAAAAUUUUUUACUGAAUUUAAUUUAAGCAUACAACGCGAUGAGGUUGUGUGACAACAAAGUAGCGUACAAUGUAGCAUUGCAUAAUGCAUUUUGUUUACAUUCAAUUUUUAAAUAGUAGGCAGAAUGCAUUGUAUUCUCUGCAGUAUGCAGUAAGCAGUAUGCUUGUAUUCCAUUUUGAACAUAGUCCAAGUUACAUUAAUAUAAUGCUGUUCUUCUCUUUGCCACUAGUGGGGGUGAUUGAUCAAUUGAAUUAAUGACUACCUGGUGUGCUAUCAUCUGCAAAUAUCAAGUGCACAUUCACUGACCUGAAUUCACCAAAGGACUGAAUACUAAAUAAUGUUAUGUUAUUUGAAAUGUUUUUUUUUUUUUUUUUUUUUUUUUUUUUUAGCAAUUAUGUUUUUUUCCCCUUUCCGUUUUAAUGUGUUUUAAUUCAGAUGCAGAUGUGCUUAUUUCAAAGAUGAGUGUUUAUCUGUCUGUACCAGAGUUUAAUAAGGCAUUGUGUUUGGUUGCUUGAGUCGAACAGUUUAGGAGCCAAAAAGUAACAAAAACAGAUUGCACUAGAUUGCAUAGGAUUUUAAAUGUAUUGUUUGUUGAAGUUUAGAAAGGUGAAGGUCAAUUUAAAAAAACCUUUACGCUAUAGCAUGUGUCAAAAUGUUUUUGUAUUAUGGUUGCUUUUAACCAACUGUACACAGAUUCAUCACUGAUUACAGUUGUACUACAAGCAGUUCAAAAUUUGCACAGUACUGUAUAUGAAUUACAUUGGGAUUGGGAUUAAAGUACUGCUGUUUUAAUC